Messenger RNA from Drosophila albomicans, 1026 nucleotides. Its product is annotated as integumentary mucin C.1. The transcript is spliced from 5 exons. Bases 49 to 1026 code for a protein of 325 amino acids. Gene Ontology annotation, molecular function: chitin binding. Lineage: Eukaryota; Metazoa; Arthropoda; Insecta; Diptera; Drosophilidae. Gene Ontology annotation, cellular component: extracellular region. The record is from RefSeq and is a predicted model, not a curated record.
UGGAUAGGCAACAUAAAACGGCUAAAGAUCGUAAAACAGACGGAGCUCAUGGCAAUCAUGUGGAAAGCCCAAGUUAAGCGGCAAGUUUAUAAUACGGCAGCCAGAAGAUUAACGUACUUUAGUACACACGGAACCUUGACAGUGAGCAGAAGUCAAAUUGCGCAAGAUCACAAGGAUUGCAGACGGAGCCGCUAUAAAAUGACUACGAAAAUUUUAAUUUCAUUGCAAAUUGUGGGAUUGCUGGCUAUCAGUUGCCUCGUUGGCUGGACACUCUCCGAUUGCAAUGUGUGCCAGAGCAAUCAAGCCGCCUGCAUCAACUCCACAUCGUACUACCUGUGCUUCGGAGAUGAUGAACCGUAUACGGAUCAAGUUUACACUUGCCUCGCGGGUUUUCAGUGCAGCAAUGCGACUGCCAUUUGCAUACAAAAGAAUGCUCAGCGUCCGCCCAGCUGUGGCGACACCAGCAAGUGUGGACUCUGCAGUGCGCAGAGAAACUACAAGUUUGCCUGCCUCAGCAAAGGCAUUUUCCAGCUAUGCUACGGCGCCUCACAGCCCACGGGACCCUACGGCCAGUGUCCGACGGGCAUGGUGUGUGAUGCCACCAGCGAUACGGUGUGUGUGGAGGAGACAGCGGGUCAGGAGUACACGUGCGAUGUGAACGAUGACCUGGUGAGCACCACAGCAGCAACACCAACGAGCACUGAUACCACAACGGAUACAACUACGGAUACUACUACGGAUUCUACUACGGAGUCUACUACUGAUUCCACCACAGAUUCAACUACAGAAUCCACUACAGAGACCACCACAGUCCCUACUUCACAGACGGCCACAGAGAUCUGCACGGCUAAAGCUAAGAGUGGUCUUUAUGAAACUGUGCCACGCGAUGCAUAUUGCAAGCGCUACGUCGAUUGCUACUACAAAAACGGAAAAGUGAUUGCCACGGAGUACAGUUGCACCGACACCUCCUACUUCGAGGCAGCCUCCCAAGCUUGCACCUACAUUAAGCCCAGCAAUUGUCUCUAA